This is a messenger RNA of Guyanagaster necrorhizus, 911 nucleotides long. RefSeq lists its product as uncharacterized. The record is from RefSeq and is a predicted model, not a curated record. Lineage: Eukaryota; Fungi; Basidiomycota; Agaricomycetes; Agaricales; Physalacriaceae. The coding region runs from base 332 to 829 and encodes 165 amino acids. The transcript is spliced from 3 exons.
GCGUAUGGAAUAUCAUGACUUCAAGUUUAAGGACCCGCGGUUCGACCGUUUAUGGGCGAUGGAAGAGGAAGGGUUAGUGGUACAUAUCGUGCCACCUUGGGGGGACUUGGCAGAAGGGUAAGAAGGUUCAGUAUCAUGCUUUCCGUACCCAGGUUAUGCUUCCCUGUGGCUGGCUGGCUGGCUGGGAUUUCCUGUCCCUGUAUGGAAGUGUCUGGCUGCCCGUGCUGUUUAGGUUGUUUUACAUGUCGUUGGCGGUACCGGAAGUGCCGAAUUCCGGUGCGUCAUUCGAAACCGCUGGGCCAGACAUGACAAGCCGGAUCGUCAUCAACCGAUGUUCCCUGUGUUCGUCGGCCAAAUUUUCCGUCCCCGAAUUAGCUUCGUUUUGAUAGCCGGAGGGCAGCAACAUCAUAGCUCGGAUAUUCCGGUUCGGCUUUCUAUAGGGCUUCAAUGUUCAUCCAGAAUACGAUCGGAUCGAAAUGUUACCACAGGUCCGACGUCGAUUCUCCCAGUGCCGCAGGAUCCUAUCGAAGAAGGAGAGCUCUCUGGAUGGGUUUCAUCCUCGAUAAAUGUUGGUCUGUCGCUUUGGCAUCUGUACCUAGCUCUUACGUGCCCUUCCGAUAUCGUCGUUGUUCAAGUCGAUACCCCGUGGCCUCUUAAAGUACAAGAUUACGAGCAUGGAGGGUUUCCUUCGGGUAUGGUGUGCAGCUAUACCAUUCAGAAAUAUCUCAAAGGUACACCUACCUUGGGCGGUAAUGAAAUGUCUACAAGGGCACUACAUGCGAAAGCAUCCCUCCUGUGGGAACGUGCAACUGACUUGAUUAGGAAUUAGAAACCUGACAUGGCCCAAUAAGAGUCGAUUGACUUUUACGCGUCGUUGGCGGCCUACUUGAGAAACUAUGAAGUGACCUUCC